Messenger RNA from Globicephala melas (long-finned pilot whale), 990 nucleotides. It is a transcript of the gene OR6A2, whose product is annotated as olfactory receptor family 6 subfamily A member 2. NCBI's taxonomy places the organism in Eukaryota, Metazoa, Chordata, Mammalia, Artiodactyla, Delphinidae. Gene Ontology annotation, biological process: G protein-coupled receptor signaling pathway. The record is from RefSeq and is a predicted model, not a curated record. Gene Ontology annotation, cellular component: membrane. Gene Ontology annotation, molecular function: G protein-coupled receptor activity; olfactory receptor activity.
ACUGACACCAUGGAGAGGAAGAACCAGAGUGGGAGAGUGAGUGAGUCUGUGUUGCUGGGCUUCCCAGCUCCUGUGCCACUGCGGGCACUAUUAUUUGCCCUUCCUCUGCUGGCCCAUGUGUUGGUGCUGACUGAGAACACACUCAUCAUUAUGGCAAUCAGGAACCACCCCAGCCUCCACAAACCCAUGUACUUCUUUCUGGCCAACAUGUCCUUCCUGGAGAUUUGGUACGUUACCAUCACUAUUCCCAAGAUGCUAGCUGGCUUUGUUGGCUCCAAACAGGGCCAUGGGCAGCUAAUCUCCUUUGAGGGCUGCAUGACGCAGCUCUACUUUUUCCUGGGCCUGGGAUGCACUGAGUGUGUCCUCCUUGCAGUUAUGGCUUAUGAUUGUUAUGUGGCCAUCUGCCGUCCUCUCCACUACCCUGUCAUUGUCAGUGGCCGGCUGUGUGUGCAGCUGGUAGCUGGCUCCUGGGCUGGAGGUUUUGGCAUCUCCAUGGUCAAAGUUUUUCUCAUUUCUCACCUCUCGUACUGUGGCCCCAACAACAUCAACCACUUUUUCUGUGAUGUCUCCCCAUUGCUCAACCUUUCAUGCACUGACACGUCCACAGCAGAGCUUACAGACUUUGUCCUGGCCAUUUUCAUACUGCUGAGGCCACUCUCUGUCACCAGGGCCUCCUAUAUGGCCAUCACCAGUGCUGUGAUGUGCAUUCCCUCAGCUUCUGGGCUCCAUAAAGCCUUUUCCACCUGUGCCUCUCACCUUGUUGUGGUCAUCUUCUAUGCAGUCAGUAUCUUCAUCUAUGCCCGCCCAAAGGCAAUCUCAGCUUUUGACACCGACAAGCUGGUGCCUGUACUCUACGCUGUCAUUGUACCACUGCUCAACCCUAUCAUUUACUGCUUGCGCAACCAAGAGGUAAAGAGAGCCUUACGCCGUACUCUGCGCCUAUACCAGGGCCGUGAUGCUAAGCCUGGGAAAGCUAGCAGAGUUGGGUAG